Molecule: messenger RNA, 240 nt
Organism: Didymodactylos carnosus
Lineage: Eukaryota; Metazoa; Rotifera; Eurotatoria; Philodinida; Philodinidae
Source: the annotation of a GenBank genome assembly
AUGGAAAAAACUGAAAAUGUUAUCGAACCAGUUGAACAAGAACAAAAAGACAAAGUCAUCAUACAAGAACAACCAAAAAUACCAGUGAAUGAAGUAAAAAUUGAACCGCUACCAUCAACAGAAGGGCCAGAGCUACAGCGUCUUCGUGGUGGCGGUGGUAUAGGACAUGCUAUACUGAACGGUAUUGUUGGUGCUUUUGCUUUUUUCUGUGCACUUGAAUGUUUUAACCUUUGUUGUUAA